AUGAAUUCGAUUCCUAAAUAAAUUAAGAAUAUCCUAAGAGUGGAAAUUUUACUCAUAUGUGUCUUGAUCAUGUUGAACAUCACACUAUACUUCCUGAAUAUAGCUGAGAACAAAUUACAAACUUGUUAAUUGUCAUUCAACGCUAUAGAAAGAUGCUAUGAUUUCGAUAAUCAAUUGAUCUACAAACAAAGAAUGACUAGGUCACAAUGCGAUUAUUGCACAGUGUUGUUAUGGUUAAUGCCCUCUAAUAUUGUGAUGCUGUUUAUGAUGACUCUCAUAAUUAUUAAUAAAGGUAGGUAUUACAUUAAAAAUUUUAUGAAUAAAUUGCAUUUAGUGGAAAUAAUCUAUUUUGGCUUGUAAUUUGUAUAUAAUCUUUUUAUACUAUUCUAUAUUUUUAAAAUGCCAAUAAAUUAAAAUUAUAGAACCAAAUUGGCACCCUUGAUAAUCCUAUUCAUUGAAUCCUUAAUCAAUUGUUUUAUUUGCAUUCUAAUUAGGAUCGAUUAAAUCUAUACCAUCAAUUAUCUACGUGAAACAAAUAAGAAAGAAACCCAAAUGUAAAUUUAGCUUUUAGUGUGA
Molecule: messenger RNA, 576 nt
Organism: Paramecium octaurelia
Lineage: Eukaryota; Ciliophora; Oligohymenophorea; Peniculida; Parameciidae
Source: the annotation of a GenBank genome assembly